AUGUCAUAUCUGAAGCUGAUCCCGAUUUCUCAGAUUCCCCGCCACUGCCGAUGGCAAGAGCUCAAGGACAUGACCAGAAGUCUGGGAGGUGAACAGAGCCUGAAAGCUGAAGUCUUCGACGUUGGAAACGGAACACAGAUGGGGCAUUGCACCAUCAAGGGUAGGUCUGAUGCCAUCAAGGUCUAUGAGAACCUCUGCACUCAGGGCUGGAACGGCUAUCGUGUCCGUGUCAAAUUGGUCGCCCUGGAGAAGGACGGGACUCUGAGAAGAGUCGAAGGACCAAAGGAAAGUAAUGGGGUCGUCGCCUCUGAAAGACCAGCCGGGCUUUCUCACCCAACACUACUAGGCCCUGCUGUGACAACACGAUCUUCAGCAGACCCUCUUUACGCUUCCUCCGCCCAUCCAACACCAUCCAUGAGCUACAACUCACAGUUUGCAACGAUGGCCUCUUGGCCUGCUCAGCCAGGGGUGCCUACUCUCGAUCCCACCAGAGCUCUAACUACUCCAUCAUACCCAUCUGGGGUGUGUGUCCCUCGACAUUCGUACCUGGCCCCAUCGACUCUCGCAAGCACCAUCCCCCCUACAACCCAGUACAGCACUCGCUUCACUAGCGACUCUGUACAGCAUCCAUCUUCGCCUACUACAGCUCUCCCUGUCGGUCGUGUUAAUGACGGCAGCAAGAUCUUCAUCUCCGGCUUACCCUAUUAUCAAUCUGAGAGUGAGCUGCGCAGUCUCCUCAAACGUUACGGCCACGUUAUCUACCUUGAGAUCCACCCUGACAGCCGCAAUCCGGGUAAGAACAAGGGUACUGCUCGGGCACGAUACAAAACUUCAUCCGAAGCCCUCAGUGCUGUCCACGACCUCGACGGUAGAUACCUUUCCAAUCGCAAGAUCAGCGUCAAACAAGAGAAAGAGGAGCCUUCGAUGACAACGACGACUAAGAGUUCGACUUUAGGCUCAUCGAGAAUGCCGUUGCAGGAGACGAAGAACGAAAGCAGCUCAUCGAAGCAAAAGAAGAGCGUGGCAUUAUCUUCUAAAGCCACCAGCUCGAAGUCCAGACAACUUGCCUCUGCGCCGUUGAAAGAGUCGGCGAGUGGACCGUCUCGGGCUAACAGGGACAGAUCAGGAUACAGCAGUGGCUCGACAUCACCAACUGGCCCACUUGUCGUCAAUGGUGCGAGUCGUUCGUCAACUCGACGAGGUAGCUGGGGUGAGGAAUCUACAGAGGAUAGUGAUGAUAGUAGUGAGGAUACUGAUGAAAGUGACGAGGGCGCUUUUCUGGGUGACGACGAGGGUGAUAGCGUGCAAGAGGCGAGAGGCAUGCACCACCGAGGCAGGCUCUGA
Molecule: messenger RNA, 1344 nt
Organism: Cladophialophora psammophila CBS 110553
Lineage: Eukaryota; Fungi; Ascomycota; Eurotiomycetes; Chaetothyriales; Herpotrichiellaceae
Exons: 4
Coding region: 1-1344 (447 amino acids)
Cellular component (GO): ribonucleoprotein complex; cytoplasm; nucleus
Molecular function (GO): mRNA binding
Source: RefSeq, a predicted model, not a curated record